This is a messenger RNA of Guillardia theta CCMP2712, 557 nucleotides long. RefSeq lists its product as hypothetical. NCBI's taxonomy places the organism in Eukaryota, Cryptophyceae, Pyrenomonadales, Geminigeraceae. The coding region runs from base 111 to 308 and encodes 65 amino acids. The record is from RefSeq and is a predicted model, not a curated record. The transcript is spliced from 3 exons.
UGGUGCUCGUAACAACGUCUUCUUCUUGCGCAACAGCUUGAAGUCGCCACAUCGGCUUCCCAUUCUGUCAGAUCGAUGAAAGCCUCUGCCUGGUGGGCUCGAACGGGAUUAUGGUGGUAGGGCUCCUCUCUCGCGGCUGGCGCUUCUACAGUCAAGUCGACAACGUCAUCAUUCUUCUGCCUCUGCCAACAGAACAACACGAAAUGGACAAGGAAUCUCCCCAGCGCUUCCAUGGCCCAGGAAUCCUAUAUGAUAAGCGCAGUCAUCCAGGAAGCCAUAUCCUCUCGGUGCAAUGCCGCCUGCCAUGAGGAUGAAUUCCACGCUUUGCAAUCGAACCCAUCAUCAGGUUCUCAAAUCAUUCUACUCCUUGAUAACUCUCGUCGUUCUCUCAUCUUAUCGGCUUGGCACAUCUCUUGGUCGUGUUUGAAUCCCCUCAUCAUGCCUUACUACUCAUCUCUCCUCCUCUUGUUCUCAUGCCUUACUACUCAUCUCUCCUCCUCUUGUUCUCAUGCCUUACUACUCAUCUCUCCUCCUCCAUGCCUCGCUUCUCCUCUCUC